Messenger RNA from Malaya genurostris, 1882 nucleotides. RefSeq lists its product as uncharacterized. The record is from RefSeq and is a predicted model, not a curated record. The coding region runs from base 323 to 1810 and encodes 495 amino acids. The transcript has 6 exons. NCBI's taxonomy places the organism in Eukaryota, Metazoa, Arthropoda, Insecta, Diptera, Culicidae.
UAGAUAAAGCACUUUUUUUUUUCUUAAAAUAGAAAAAAAUAUUUUACUUGUCAUGUCCUAAGUUAGACCCUGGUAUUGAUUCAGGUCGAAUGUGCCUUUUCGAGCAUUUCGUUCUAUACCCUUUUUGUUUGUUGUUUACGCUUCCGGCUCAUUCUAUUUGUUUGUAUAUAAAGUUUAAUUCUGUUGUGUGCUUGAUUGCGAUGAGUGUUAUUAUAAAAAAUAUCGUGAUGGUUUAGAUACGUUAUACUGUGAAAGUGUAAUCUAAUCUCGCAAAAUCACUGAAGUUGUCUACUUAAGGAACUUCCUUUGGUGUGACCUUACGAUGGACCAGGAAGACGUGAUCAUCGAGCGUGCCACCGGGCUGAUCAAAUGUUGCAAAGUUCCCCGUUUAACACGCAGCAUCGAUGAGGCGCAGCUUCAGGCGGACACGUUUCGUGAAUUUCUCGCCAUUUUCGAUGACACUAUCCCGAAAGUGUUCGAUCUGAUCGCACAGUACGAAAACCAACUGCUGGCGUACGACCAGUUCAACCAGGAUAAUUUGGAAUUUCGAUUAACAUCAGCUCUAGUGAUUGCCGAACAAUUUCCCGUAGUAAACGAAUUGUGCGAAUUUCAAACGGCGAACCGGAUCUACCGGGAACGAUUCAGUGAACUGUACGAGCAAGGCCAGUUGAAGCAGAUACUCACCGGAGAUGGAAGUGCUCGGUUACUAGUUCGUGCGUGGGAACACUACGAACGGGUUCUGCGCGGGAAAGAGUGGAUGUUCAACCCGGGAGAUGUCGUUAGUUUUGUCAGAUUAUGUGAGUUCUUGUAUGGUUGGAUGCUGGAAAAGCCUCCUGAACUUACACAGUCCGUCGCGUCCUUUAUCCUGUCAGUAGGCAUUUCACUUGUCGAAUAUCAUGAUCCUGAGUAUGAACUGUACGGAGUAAGACUAUUCAAUGUACUGCUCAAGGAGGAUCAUAAAGUAAUGCUGAAGGAAACCAAUAUCCAUCAAGUAGUAUUCCAGAAUGUAUUUAAAUUGAACGCCAAAACAAAAAGUGAAAGAUUCCUAACCGAGCUCUGGCAAUGUCUUUUGCGCUAUGUCGAAAUUGUUGAAGUUGGAAGAACAAAUUUUAGUGAGUGGACUGACUUCGAUGACAUUGUGGAAGCCCUUCUGGACGCAUUGUCGUUUGAGCAAAGUCACAAUCUCUCGUCAGUGUUGCUUCUUUACCUGCUAAAGCUUUUGGCACUGGACCUGUCCAACUUUCGAAUCGAUGAUUUAGACGAAGUCCAAGCCGUCGAUAGUAGAUGUCACCUGUACGAACCUGUCCUGGAGCAGCUGAGGAAGUACUGCGCUUUGGAAUUUCACAACCGCCGCUUUUAUCGGUGGCAUCGGCGAUUGAUUUCGAUGCUGCCUUACGAGCUGGAAAAGUCUUGUGGAAGUAGCCGAGAGCAUGGGAAAUAUAUGCAUGGCGUUAACCUACUGUUCGUGCUCGCAACAUUUCCAAUUGAAUCAAAAGCGGUCAGCCAACUAGCGGAUGUUCAGACGGCGCUUCUCGAUUUUAUCAUUGUUUUCAAACGGCACAUGCGAGAACAGUACGCUAGGAUUCAAUCUCUGACCGGGAAAUGCGAUUUUCUACAUUCUCUAAAGGCCUCAGUUUCGUGUGACAAAUCAAUUGCCGUUUUUGCCAAAAACGUUUCCAAUAAAUAUUUCGAAAAGGAUUCUGGUUUCUGGGAGGCCAUCGGUCUGGAUGAGCAGGAUGAGUCCUAUCAGGAGGAUAGGAUAUUCUUCGAGUGUCUGAAGGAUCUACAAAACAGGAGUGGAAGCAUAUAACGUUCAUUCCGAAAAAAAGUUAUUUAGAUUCCAUAGUUUGUUAAGCAUUAAAAAGUUCAGUUGCGGUUCAGA